Molecule: messenger RNA, 1046 nt
Organism: Arachis duranensis
Lineage: Eukaryota; Viridiplantae; Streptophyta; Magnoliopsida; Fabales; Fabaceae
Product: protein PXR1
Exons: 4
Coding region: 145-834 (229 amino acids)
Source: RefSeq, a predicted model, not a curated record
UGUCUCUCGCAAACUCAACUCAACUCAACUCACGUCUCACCUCAUCUCUCUCAGUUUCUCGGACUCAGACUCUCACCGUCUCUCAACUCAACUCUCUCCGUCUCUCGUCUUCAGAAACAGAAGCAGCCAGCAGCGAGAGAGAGAAUGGGAGCAAAGGGAAAGAAGAGGAGAGAGAAGAACUACAAAGCUGCUCAUGGCGGCUACAGUGGCCUCCCUCCCCCGCCUGAUCCUUCCAAGCUCGACGCUUUGCCUUCCAAAAUUCGCCAAAUCAUGUCUUUCACUCAGUCCCAACAAAAACACCUUGAUAACAAGCACACACACCAUUAUUCCCAUGCUCAAAAUAAUAUCCCUUUGAAGGACAAAGGUGGACUUGGAACUGCAAAUGGCAAAGUCGAGAAUACUAAUGAACAAUUGAAGGAAUCUUACCAUGGUGAUAGUGAUUGUGAACAGCUUAUGCAAAGUAGUGAAAAUGAUAAGAAAAAGAAGAAAAGAAAGAGGAAGGAGGUUAAGGAUCUUAGAUUUGCAAUGGAGCCUGAUAAAACUAGCUCCCAGUUAAAAAGAAAGGAGCGCAAGAAAAAGUAUUUAGAGGCAAAGAAGAAGAAGAAGCAGAAAAAAUCCCAUGAAGAAGAUGAAUUAGACUUCCCUGGGCAUGAAAAAAUAAAAUUUGGAGAUAUUGUGCAAGCUCCACCAAAGUUAGCUGUCAUUCCUAGGGCGUUCAAGAAUGCUCAAGAUGCUUCACAAGAAAGACUUCGACUCAGGGCUAUCGAGGAAUACAGGAAUCGUAAAGGAUGGAAAUCAAGACCAGGAAGUCAUCUUCCACCUUCCUUGACAUAAGCCCCUUCAAACUACUCUCUCUAGUUCAAUGAAUACUUGUCCAAUAUAAUGGAGAAGAUAGACAUGGUUGUUCUAGUCUUUUUUCUUGGAGAUGGGGUUCUUCAUUCAGAAGUAAUGUGUAUUAUUUCUAGAAGUUCCCAGUGGCACACACUUGUAAAUGUGUGAUAGUUCUGAAGCAUCAAUGAUUUUUGCAAUUUUGAUUUUGUUUGAUA